CCCGGGGACUCUGCCGGGGACCCUGCCCGGGACCAGGCGGUGGUGGCGCUGAGCGGGGCCGCGUCUGCCCGGCAGGAUGACGACCUCGGGCGCUCUGUUCCCGAGCCUGGUGCCAGGCUCUCGCGGGUCCUCCAACAAGUACCUGGUGGAGUUCCGGGCGGGGAAGAUGUCCCUGAAGGGCACCACCGUCACCCCCGACAAGCGGAAAGGGCUCGUGUACAUCCAGCAGACGGACGACUCCCUCAUCCACUUCUGCUGGAAAGACCGGACCUCGGGGAACGUGGAGGACGACCUGAUCAUCUUCCCUGACGACUGCGAGUUCAAGCGGGUGCCGCAGUGCCCCAGCGGCCGGGUCUACGUGCUCAAGUUCAAGGCGGGCUCCAAGCGGCUCUUCUUCUGGAUGCAGGAGCCCAAGAGCGACCAGGACGAGGAGCACUGCCGCAAGGUCAACGAGUGCCUGAACAACCCCCCGGUGCCGGGCGCGCUGGGCAGCAGCGGGGGCGGCGGCCACGAGCUGUCUGCGCUAGGCGGGGAGGGCGGCCUGCAGAGCCUGCUAGGGAACAUGAGCCACAGCCAGCUGAUGCAGCUCAUCGGCCCCGCCGGCCUCGGAGGACUGGGCGGACUUGGGGCCCUCACCGGGCCAGGCCUGGCCAGCCUGCUGGGCAGCGGAGGGCCUCCAGCCAGCAGUUCUUCUUCCAGCUCCCGGAGCCAGUCAGCAGCGGCCACCCCAUCCUCCACCACCUCUUCCGCCCGCGCCACCCCAGCCCCUUCUGCUCCAGCAGCUGCCUCGGCCACUAGCCCGAGCCCCGCGCCCAGUUCAGGCAACGGAGCCAGCACAGCUGCCAGCCCAACUCAGCCCAUCCAGCUGAGUGACCUGCAGAGCAUCCUGGCCACAAUGAACGUGCCGGCCGUGCCAGGAGGCGGCCAGCAAGUGGACCUGGCCAGUGUGCUGACGCCCGAGAUCAUGGCCCCCAUCCUCGCCAACGCUGACGUCCCCUACCUGCCCUCAGGGGAGUCGCUGCCGCAGACGGCGGACGAGAUCCAGAACACGCUGACCUCGCCCCAGUUCCAGCAGGCCCUGGGCAUGUUCAGCGCGGCCUUGGCCUCGGGGCAGCUGGGGCCCCUCAUGUGCCAGUUCGGCCUGCCUGCGGAGGCCGUGGAGGCGGCCAACAAGGGCGAUGUGGAAGCGUUUGCCAAAGCCAUGCAGAACAGCGCCAAACCCGAGCAGGAGGAGGGCGAGGCAAAAGACCAGAAGGACGAGGAGGACAUGAGUUUAGAUUGAGGUGCCGCCGUCUGGCCACCCCGUGGUCCUGGAACCUCAGUAGUGUGUCUGUGACUUGUCGCGUUCCCUUGCUGUAUUCUCACUUGCGAAUAAAGCCUUUGCUUUUAUCUGCAA
Tupaia belangeri chinensis (Chinese tree shrew) is the source of this 1396-nucleotide messenger RNA. RefSeq names its product ADRM1 26S proteasome ubiquitin receptor (gene ADRM1). Gene Ontology annotation, cellular component: cytoplasm; nucleus; proteasome regulatory particle, lid subcomplex. Gene Ontology annotation, molecular function: proteasome binding; endopeptidase activator activity. NCBI's taxonomy places the organism in Eukaryota, Metazoa, Chordata, Mammalia, Scandentia, Tupaiidae. The record is from RefSeq and is a predicted model, not a curated record.